AUGGCAAACGAUAUCAACAUUCAAGGAUAUCGAUUCAACUGGGCUCUAUCAGUAUUCUAUAUUGUCUACCUCUUGGUCGAGGUACCGAGUAAUAUAGUACUCAAACGGGUCGGGCCCCGGUUCUACCUACCAUUCCUUGUUGUCGGCUUCGGUCUUGUUUCUCUUUGCACGGCUUUCGUCACUUCGUUCGAAGGUCUUGUCGUAGCGCGCGCCAUCCUCGGUCUCUUUGAGGGCGGAGCAAUGCCGGGAUUUUCCUUUUUCUUGAGUAGUUUCUACAAGAGAGAAGAGCUGUUGUUUCGGCUGGGCAUCUUUAUAUCAGCUGCUUCCAUUGCUGGCGCCUUUGGCGGACUCCUCGCAGCUGGUCUCUCUCGGAUUCCGCCUUGGGGUUUCGAUAGCACGCCCAUCCAUACUUGGCGCAACAUCUUCUUUUUCGAAGGAUUCGUCACCGUCCUCGUUGGAGGUUUCGCCCCCCUUUGGAUGCCUACGAACCCAGCCACUGCCUACUUUCUCGAUGACCGGGAACGAAAGAUUGCUGUGGAACGCCUACAGUGCCAACAAAAGGCCAGUGCCGAGGAAAAGGUGAAGUUGGGGGACGUCAAGAGGGCUGUCAUGUGCAUCCACAACUACACGUGUGCCUUUGGCUUCUUCUUGAUCAAUAUCACCGUACAAGGGCUUUCCGUCUUCAUGCCAACAAUCCUUGCUGACUUGGGCUGGACGGCCACCCAAGCACAACUAUAUUCUGUGCCACCUUAUGUCGUGGCUGCUCUUACCGCCAUCACGAUUGCGUGGUUCAGCGAUAAGACACGUCAGCGCGGUAUCUACCUGGCGGCGUUUUCCUUUAUUGCUGUGAUUGGAUUCGCUAUUCUGAGAUUCGAAACACGAGCAAAUAUCAGAUAUAUGGCGGUGUAUUUUGUAACAGCAGGCGCUUUCCCUGGUGGUCCCGGAUUUUUGAGUUGGGCAAUCAAUAACUCGGCGGGGCCUUCUGUUCAGGCAGUUACGAGCGGGUACGUUGUAUCGAUCGGCACCAUCGGCGGUAUUGUCGCAACGUACGUUCAGCUCCAGUAG
Colletotrichum spaethianum is the source of this 1065-nucleotide messenger RNA. Its product is annotated as putative transporter. The coding region runs from base 1 to 1065 and encodes 354 amino acids. Gene Ontology annotation, molecular function: transmembrane transporter activity. NCBI's taxonomy places the organism in Eukaryota, Fungi, Ascomycota, Sordariomycetes, Glomerellales, Glomerellaceae. The record is from RefSeq and is a predicted model, not a curated record. Gene Ontology annotation, biological process: transmembrane transport. Gene Ontology annotation, cellular component: membrane. The transcript is spliced from 2 exons.